Molecule: messenger RNA, 2354 nt
Organism: Epinephelus moara (kelp grouper)
Lineage: Eukaryota; Metazoa; Chordata; Actinopteri; Perciformes; Serranidae
Exons: 2
Coding region: 422-1201 (259 amino acids)
Biological process (GO): lipid transport; lipoprotein metabolic process
Cellular component (GO): extracellular region; membrane
Molecular function (GO): lipid binding
Source: RefSeq, a predicted model, not a curated record
AAAACAGACAAUGCAUGUAACAGGCUGAAGUUGACACGGCGUCCCAGAACGUCAACAACCAACACACCCAGGGUACCUUGGACGUCAUAAGUGGACGUGGAAAGUCCAUGACCAAACGUGGACAUGUGACGAGGUCACAGUGAGGAUGUGUUUGUUACCAUGAGGACUUUUACUGUGAAAUAUCUGCAGGACGGUACAGUGACUGAGCAGAGCAGCAUGAUGCAACAGUGUGUGUGAGUUGCAGCAGUACAGGAAGGGAGCGGUCACACAGUCUUCUGGUCUCUGCUGCUGAUUGGCUGCUGUGGUCACAUGAUUUCAGAGAAUCGUCUCAGAGAAAGUGAAAGUUAACGGGACAGACUGAGCUCAGAGCUGCUGUGACUGCUGACACUUCACCAACAGGCUCUGCAGGAAGCUCCUGAAAAUGGCAGCAAGCCAGAGGAGGAGGAGUAUGACUGAGCCUCUUAAUUUUUCUGACUUAACAACAAAACUUAUGAGACAUGCAGCUUCAUUCAUCUCAGCGUUUGACGUCAGUAAACCAAAGAUGAGACAGAUUGUAGGAGAGUUUCAGAAGAUCGUUGAUGAAGUGAAAGAGACGCAGCAGACGACAGACACAGUGAGAACAGUAGGAGCUGUUGCUGGAGGAGUAGGACUCGGAGUCAUGAUCCUUGCAGCUCCGUUCACUGGGGGAGCGAGCUUAUUGGCAGCAGGAGGACUAGCUGCUGGUGCUACUGGUGGUGGUUAUGUUGUCGGGGCAAAUGUAACAAAAACAAGAGCAGAGAACAAAAGUGCACAUAAAGUCGAAGAGCUGGGGAAAGAAUUCAUGAAGACUGUUGAACCACUGAAGAACGACCUGGAAGAAAUAAAGACGACGUGUGAAGAGCUGGAGCAAAGGUCAGCUGGAGGUCAGGCUGCAGACACUCUGUCAGACAUGAAGAAGUUUCAGAGGAUUCUUGGACGAGUGUCUGAGCUGAGAAGGACUGGAGAAGUUUUGGAUGUGACUGUAGCAGUGGUGAUGAUGAUCAGAAACAUGUUACAGCUUGUCCUAAGUGUCCUCAGAGUGACUGCGACCCCUGAAGAGGAUCAGAAGUUAAGAGACUCCAUCAUCCAGUCAGCUGAUCAGUGUCAGAAGGUCAUGAAUGUGUUUGAUCAGAUGAAGGAGGAACUGUUAGUCAUAAAGAAGGAGACAAAAUCGUCGGAGUGAGUAGAAGCCGACGUGCUGUCCUCCUGAGGAAAAUGUGUGUGAGGACAAAAGGACACAAUGAAGUCGUCACGUCAGAGGACGCAGCCUCUGUUUCCUCUGAUCAUGUUACACUGUUAGAUCUGUGAUGACAUCAGCAGGAGGAGAGCUAGUUAGCAUUAGCUGCUAAUAGUAAAAAGGAGUCCUGGGUGAAGGUAAAUUAUAACCUCCUCAUGAUGCGUUCACUGUCAUCUUGUUAAAUGCUUUUUGUGUGUGUGUUAAACUAACAAAUUCCAGCUGUUUGAUGUGUGGAUGUUUCCAGAGCACUGAGCCAGAUGUUAUGAUGGACAGAGGUGGAAAGUAACUAAUUACAUUUACUCACAUUACUGUCAUUGAGUAGUUUUUUUGUGUAAUUUUUUCAGUAGUUUUUCAAAUCUGUAAUUUUACUUUUACUUAAGUAAGUUUUGACUGAAGUAUUGUACUUGGCUACAUUGGAGAUCACAUCCGUUACUGAGUAGUUUUGGCUAAAUGGAAACCAAAGGGUGAAUCUCGUAACUCUCGUGUGGAAUUGACCCAGAACAAGAACUGUGUAUCAUCAGUCUAACAGUUGUGUUGGUGAGUCAAAAUGAAUGAGGGCUGCACAAUAUUAGACACAACUGACAAUGCCACGAUGAUUUUGUAUACUGUGAUAUGUGCUGCAAUGUACAGUGUGUUGCAAUAAGUUAACAGCUCUAUUUGGACAGAAGUCAUCAUGUGGGAGUUGAAAGGCUGUAUUUACAUGAAAUAUACAGUUUACAAUCAAACUGUUCUGGAAACUGAGAACUUCACAACCUAAAGUAUUAAGCAGCAAAAUAAGUUUGGCAUAUUGCCUUUGACUAAUAUUAUAUUGAUAUGAUGAACUCAUACUGUCAGUCUCACACUGUGACUGUUGCACAAGAACACAUCGCCAUGGUGACGCUCUAAUGAUAUUGUGCAGCCCUGAAUUGAAUUGAAUUCUAUGGUUCAUCAUAGAAUUCAAUUCAAUUGUAUUUGACAAUGUUUUAUUGUUUUAUGGGAUGGUCUACGUUGUACUGCCCCAAAGACACACUAAAUGUUGUGUUGAUAUGUUUAAUGUCAUCAUGCUCUUAUAUUUGAAAAGUUUGUCCUUUAAUAAAAAAUAACCAGUUUGUGGAUUGGA